Molecule: messenger RNA, 4483 nt
Organism: Ziziphus jujuba (common jujube)
Lineage: Eukaryota; Viridiplantae; Streptophyta; Magnoliopsida; Rosales; Rhamnaceae
Product: DNA replication ATP-dependent helicase/nuclease JHS1
Exons: 34
Coding region: 122-4261 (1379 amino acids)
Biological process (GO): replication fork reversal
Cellular component (GO): cytoplasm
Molecular function (GO): 5'-flap endonuclease activity; single-stranded DNA helicase activity
Source: RefSeq, a predicted model, not a curated record
AAAACGCACACACUCUCUCUCACUCUCUAUCUCUCUCUCUCUCUCUCUCUCUCUCUCUCUCUCUCUCAAAGUUGCAGAAAGAGAAAGAAAAAGCCCUUGGUGUUUGGCAGCAUCGUCUCCGAUGCCUCCAAGGAAGAAAUCCAAUUCUUCUUCUUCGAACGCAACGACGUCGUCAAGGAAAUCGAACCAGAGCAACCACCAUCCCCAACCUUCCAAGUUCGGCAUCCAACAUUUCUUCGAGCGCCAUACUCAGAAUCCACUCUUAUCUGCUUCUCAGAACCCCAAAAUUCAAAAUGCCCCCAAUCCUCUCCCUCCUUCUUCAAACCCUCUCCCCAUUUCCGAUUCGCUGCCUACAAACUCCGCUCGCAUUGACGACGUCAACGGCAAUGUCGCCUCUUUAGCUCCUAAAGACGCCAACAAAGGGACCCAUUCGAAGUUGGGAGCUCCGAUUCAUGCAUCGCAGAAUACGCCGCUGGAGAACUUGGUUCCGGCUGGUGUUGAUGCUGAUGAAGGAUUGUCUGAGGUGUCUCCCGAGAUUUCCAAGUCGGCUAAACGUUUCAAGUUCUCGCCUGGAAUGUUGAUAAAGCAGAGCCAGGAUGAUGGAGGUGAUGAGAUCACAUGGAAGAUAUCUCCGGUGAAUGAAAGACUGCAAGCCGUUUCGAAGCGGAUGGUGCCUGAGAUGGUUCAAAUGUUGGCAGACUCUUCCAGGCUUAGUGCUUUAAGCAUUCAUCAAUGCUCUCAUAAUAAAAACUCUCCUUCUACUGCUGGAAAGAUUGAGAAGUGGCUAUCUUCCCCUACAUUGAAGGCUCCUGAAAGGUCUUUGGUAUCAACGAACAGGGUUGGUUUAAAAAGGGUAAACCCGGAUCAUGAUAAUGGAACUGCACGUGAUGUGACCAACUAUGCAGUAGCCACUACACAGAGUCCGUUUCGUACUCCACCAUCUCUAUCAUAUUGCCAUGAUAAGCCUGCUAAUGGUGUCGCAUGUCAUGGAGUAUCUAUUCAGCCAGGAUUAAGGCAGCACAAGAAGGCAUUGCUUGAGCUCUUGGAUCAGGUGGAGGAUGUCAUUUCUGUUGAAGAUUCCGAGUCUGACAAAGUGGAGGCAUCUGUACGCCAAGUUCAAACUAGGAAAUGUGAUGAGAUUCCUGUCAAAGUGGAACUUGAAGUUAAAAGUGUGGCUGCACAUUUUCCAGAGAAGAUUAUGAGGGGAAUUUCUUGUUAUAAUUUUCUUGUAUUGGAGGUAUCAGAAAAGUGUGGACCUGCUGAUGCAUCUAGUGCCGUAUGCCCUUAUAAGGUUCUUCGCUUAUUGAAUGAGCAAAGUGGAGUAGAGCGUGCUGUAUAUUUGUGGGAAGAGUGGUUCUACAGUGUCAUUGCCCCUGGAGAUACUGUCAAUGUAAUUGGUGAAUUUAAUGAAAAGGGAAUCUGUCAUGUUAAUCAUGAAAGGAAUUUUGUAAUUGUUCAUCCUGAUAUACUGGUAUCUGGAACUCGGGUUGCUGCUAGUUUCAAUUGCCCAAGGAGAACUGUCCUGGAUGAGAGGCUUAGAUGCAGUGAACACGCAGCUCCAGCAUUAAUUGGUACAUUGUUGCACCAAAUUUUUCAGGCUGGACUUACAAAUGAGAGGCCUACUACGACAUUCUUGGAGGAAUAUGCAAAAAUUGUGCUCCAAAAUAACAUUGAGAGCUUGUAUGCAUGUGGAGUAAAUGAAAAUGACAUCCUCAGAACCUUGAUUGAUGCCAUCCCAAAAUUGUUGAGUUGGGUCAACCUCUACAAAAAUCCAGAGGACUCUAAAACCCCUACUGUUGAUUUUGGAUCUGAUUCUGGAAGCAAAAAGGUCAGCAUAACUGAGGUAUAUGAUAUUGAGGAGAUGGCAUGGGCUCCAAAAUAUGGUUUGAAGGGGAUGAUCGAUGCUUCUGUUAGAGUAAAAAUUGAAUCAAACAAUUGUGAUAAUAAUGAGAAGGUUAUGCCUCUAGAGUUUAAAUCUGGGAAAGUGCCGAAUGGCCAGUCAUCUACGGAACAUAGUGCCCAAGUAAUUUUAUAUACUCUUCUGAUGUCUGAAAGGUACCUGAAGGAUAUUGAUUGUGGGCUUCUAUAUUAUCUUCAGUCAGAUCAGACACAGGGAAUUGUGGUCCGAAGAUCUGACUUGAUUGGGCUAGUCAUGCGUCGUAAUGAACUUGCAAGUGAUAUUCUCAAGGCAUCAACAAAACAAUUACUGCCCCCAAUGUUACAGAGUCUGAGCAUGUGCAAAGGCUGUCGACAUCUUAAUGUUUGUACCAUCUAUCAUAAGGCGCACGGUGGAAGCACGGAGAGCAGUGGAUUGGGAGAUUUAUUUGAUUCAAAAACUGACCACCUAACAACUGCUCAUGGUGUUUUCCUUAGGCAUUGGGAUUGGUUGAUUGACUUAGAAGCUAAAGAGAUGCAGCUUGCAAAGAGAGAAAUCUGGCGCUCACGUAGUUUGGAAAGUGAUAAUGCCACAAGUUGUCUCUUUUCUAUUGUUCUUGGUGAUGAGUUUCCAAACUUCAAAUCUGAUAACAGAUUCAUAUAUCAUUUUGUGCCCUGCAAUCUUCAUUCUCUCAGUGGAAAGAUAUCUGAUAUGGAUUCUCUGAAUGCCACCUCAUCGCUAAAAAAAGAUGUGAAUUGCUCAUUAAGAACUGGAGACCAUGUGAUACUCAGCACUGAACCUGGUCAUCUAAUUAUUGCAAGUGGGGUCGUGACAGAUUCAAGUGACCAGCAUGUUUCUGUUUCUCUUGCAAAGCAACUAAGGCUUCCAGGGAACACACCUUCUGAGGCAUGUGAUCUCCUUCAUGAGGUCUGGCGGAUUGACAAGGAUGAAUUCAUGACUUCAUUUACUAUCAUGAGGUUUAACGUUGUUCAACUUUUUCUACCAAGUGUACAAAGUACUCAUCUUAGGAAGAUGAUUGUUGACCUUGAGGCUCCUAGAUUUGACAGUGGAUGUAUAUUAAGCCAGGAUCCAGCAAUAUCUUAUGUAUGGUCAGAGAAAAAUCUAAAUGAUGAUCAGCGUCGAGCCAUUCUUAAGAUACUCACAGCAAAGGAUUAUGCUCUCAUAUUAGGAAUGCCUGGAACAGGCAAGACGUCUACCAUGGUGCAUGCUGUUAAGGCCUUGUUAAUUAGAGGUGCAUCCAUUUUGCUUACAUCCUACACAAAUUCUGCUGUGGAUAAUCUACUAAUCAAAUUAAAGGCUCAGAACAUUGACUUUAUACGCAUUGGAAGACAUGAAGCUGUGCAUGAAGAAGUACGAGAGCAUUGCUUUUCAGCAAUGAAUUUACAAAGUGUCGAGGAGAUUAAAACAAGAUUAGACCAAGUCAAAGUAGUUGCAGUUACAUGUUUGGGGAUUACUAAUCCCUUGUUCGCCAGCAAGAAGUUUGAUAUAUGCAUCAUGGAUGAAGCUGGACAGACAACUCUUCCAGUAUCUUUGGGGCCAUUGAUGUUUGCUUCAACGUUUGUCCUUGUUGGUGAUCAUUAUCAGUUACCUCCUCUUGUCCAGAGUACAGAGGCCCGUGAAAAUGGAAUGGGGGUAAGCUUGUUUCGCAGGCUAUCGGAAGCACAUCCUCAGGCAAUUUCUGCUUUGCGAAGCCAGUAUCGUAUGUGUCAAGAGAUUAUGGAACUAUCGAAUGCAUUGAUAUAUGGUGACAAGUUGCGUUGUGGUUCCUCUGACAUAGCUGAUGCCAAACUUAAAUUAUCCAGUUUAAAGCUUGGUUCAUCAUGGCUAAAAGAGAUCUUAAAUCCAAGCAGGCCGGUUAUAUUUAUUAAUACAGAUAUGUUGCCUGCUUAUGAGGCAAAGGAAGACAAGAUCAUAAACAACCCAAUGGAAGCUCGGAUAGUUGUAGAGGUCACGGAGGAGUUAGUUAACAGUGGAAUUGAAGGGGAAGAUAUAGGCAUAAUCACUCCCUAUAACUCCCAGGCAAAUGUCAUUCUUCAAGCGAUAAACCUAUCCUCUGUUGAAAUACAUACUAUUGACAAGUACCAGGGAAGAGAUAAGGACUGUAUACUGGUUUCAUUUGUUAGGUCUAGUGAAAAUCCUAGAAACUGCGCUUCAUCAUUGCUUGGAGACUGGCAUAGGAUUAAUGUGGCCUUAACACGUGCCAAGAAAAAGUUGAUAAUGGUAGGAUCAUGCAAAACCCUAUCAAGGGUUCCACUGAUGAAGCUUCUCAUUGAGAAAGUUGAAGAGCAAUCAGGCGUCAUCAGUGUGUCCAAGAUGGAUAUCGACUGCACAAGAAUGCUGAAGAAAUGCUCACAGCUCAGAUAGAUCAUAAAGUUUUGGCUUUGCUUUUUUUGGCAGUUUGUAAAUAGAAAAUUUUGAUGAUCAUUAUUUUCUUUGUAACAAGUACGAGGUUGUAUAUAGAUGCAACAAUUAUUUUGUAACAGUUAAGUAAAUGCGAACAAAUUUACAGGCACGGGGAGCUUUUGAUGUAUCAUUUCAAUGACAGUAGAGAUUAUAUAAUAAAGAGAAUGAAAUCGGAUGGAGUCA